GAAAAAGGACUUUUUGGCGGGAACGCGAGGAGUGAAGUUGUGUGAUUUGUUUUAUUUUGUCUAUUUAGUGUUUCUUCAGGUUUAAAUGUGUAAUAAUGGUGGUUUAUUAACUGUUUAAUAUCUGUGAAAGUGCACAAAUGUGGGAAAAUGAAACAAAGCUGCUUGACGUAACUUCUCGGGUUCCUCCAAAAAGUCCACUGAAAAAAUCUCAGUAAAUGACCACCAUUUUACUGCGAUUAUAUUUCAUCCCAUAUCAUUUCAUUUCAUUAAAUUUCAUCUCAGUUGAUUAAUGUCUCAAAUUAAUCAUUUUCAUUUCAUUUCACUCCAUAUUAUCAUUUUUCAUAAAAUUAAGAAUAUAAAGUAAAAUAAGACAUGACUUAAAGGUCUUAGUUACCAGGUCAUAAAAACUCUUAAAAAAAAAAGCUUACAAAAUAUUAAAUUAUUGAAUCCGAAUCAAAAAAUAUAAUUACUCUCUACAUUCCGAAUUCAUCAAUAUGAAAACAACAUCAGCAGCUCUACGUUUUAAUAUAUCUACUGAAUGUAAAAUUACAAAAGCACGCUCUGCAGUUAUGAAACUUCCCCAUUAUGAUGUGAAGACACCAGUGUUUAUGCCAGUAGGAACCCAGGGUACCAUGAAAGGUCUUCUACCAGAACAGCUAGAAAAUUUAGAUUGUGAAAUUAUACUAGGAAAUACAUACCACCUAGGAAAUCGACCAGGUACAGAUGUUUUAGAAAAAGCUGGUGGCCUCCACAAAUUUAUGGGUUGGAACAGAGCACUCCUUACAGAUUCAGGUGGCUUUCAAAUGGUGUCAUUACUACAAUUAGCGGAAAUAACUGAAGAAGGAGUUAAGUUUAAAUCACCUUAUGAUGGCUCUGAAACUAUGUUGACACCUGAAAGAUCAAUUGAAAUCCAGAACAGCAUAGGAGCUGACAUUAUCAUGCAACUAGAUGAUGUUGUACAAACAACAAACCAAAACUAUGAGAGAAACAAAGAAGCUUCAGAAAGGACCAGCAGAUGGCUUGACAGAUGUCUAAAGGCACACAAGAGACCCACAGAGCAAAGCAUAUUUCCUAUUGUACAAGGUUUAUUAAACAAUACCUUAAGAGAACAGAGUGCUAAAGAACACAUGACUAAAGAUGUAAAUGGAUUUGCUAUUGGAGGGUUAAGUGGGGGUGAAGCAAAGGAUGAUUUCUGGCCAAUGGUUAGCUUGAGCACAGGAAUACUUGAUAAAAACAAGCCACGAUAUCUCAUGGGUGUUGGAGUUGCCAUUGAUCUUGUAGUGUGUGUGGCUCUUGGUGUUGACAUGUUUGACUGUGUUUUCCCAACUCGUACAGCAAGGUUUGGGUGUGCACUUGUGAAUAAAGGACAAUUGAGUUUGAAACAAAAAAAAUAUGAAACAGAUCUAAAUCCAAUUGACAAAGAUUGUACUUGUUCAACAUGUUUGAAUUACACAAGGGCUUAUCUCCACAGUAUUGUAACAGUAGAAACAGUGUCUUGCCAUCUACUUUCUGUGCACAAUAUUGCUUAUCAGAUGCGUCUUAUGAGGACUAUGAGAGAAAAUAUUGAAAAUGGUACAUUUCCAGCUUUUGUACAACAAUUUGUAAACGAAGUUUAUCCCAAUGGCCAAUAUCCUACUUGGGUUGUAAAUUCACUUAGCUCAGUUGGAAUAAAUUUAUGCCAUCUUUAAAA
Messenger RNA from Bombyx mori (domestic silkworm), 1690 nucleotides. It is a transcript of the gene Tgt, whose product is annotated as queuine tRNA-ribosyltransferase catalytic subunit. The record is from RefSeq and is a predicted model, not a curated record. Lineage: Eukaryota; Metazoa; Arthropoda; Insecta; Lepidoptera; Bombycidae. The transcript is spliced from 6 exons. Gene Ontology annotation, molecular function: tRNA-guanosine(34) queuine transglycosylase activity. The coding region runs from base 495 to 1688 and encodes 397 amino acids. Gene Ontology annotation, cellular component: cytosol.